Messenger RNA from Porites evermanni, 5862 nucleotides. NCBI's taxonomy places the organism in Eukaryota, Metazoa, Cnidaria, Anthozoa, Scleractinia, Poritidae. The record is from the annotation of a GenBank genome assembly.
CACCAUUUGUCGUUUUCGGCCACAGUACUGUAUUUAUCAGUUACAAAACAGCUGUAACGGUGGAAGAAGAGUUGAAAUGAAUAUUUUUCUACCUGUUCGGUUGAAUUUUAAUUUUAUUACGGCCGAGUAUUUAUAACUUAUCGCUAAUGACGGAGCCGUUGGAAGCUUACAGCGAGCUCAGUUCAGGAUCAGGGGAGCAGCGUCCCAAAGAAGAGCCACAGUUUUCGCUCACGGAGGAGAACCUAAACGAAGGCGCAGAGAAAAUCAGUCAUGGUAGGCAGUCAAGGGAAAGCCAGCAGCCACAGUGUGACUCUGAAAUACACGAAAUUUUUCAAGGACAUUCUUUUGAUAUGGCUAGUGACAGUUGUAUAGAAAUGGUAAAACCAACAAUUGCUUGCUCGAUAGUGGAUUUUCAAAGGCGAGCUCUUCUGAAAGAGAAAGCAAAUAAAAUGACGAGAUGCAAGGAAACAGCAUUAUUGCACUGUCCGCUUUGUAGCUGUUUUUACGUUGCACCUAUCACGUUAACCUGUGGACACACGUUAUGUAAGGACUGCAUUUUGUCGGACAAUGUUGAUCAGAUUCUGGCUAACAUCGACUGUAAACAAUGUGGAUCUAAAAGCAAUAUACAGCAGCGUUCCGUAAACGUACUUGUUACUUAUCUAAUUCAAAAAUGGUUUCCGCACGAAUAUGAAAGUGACGUGAAGAAACUGGAAGAUAUCCAGCGGGGCAGACUACAAGAUGGAGAACAAAGAAAAGUAGUUGAAACUCUGUCGGGUGUUCUAAAAAAUUCACCUUUGAAUUUUAAGGCAUUAAAGUGGCGAAGUCAAGCGCUAUAUCAGAUGGGAAUGUUCGGCCAGGCACUGAAAGACGCUGAAUUGGCUUGCAUGCUAAGGCCUUUUCUUCCUCAGGCCUUCUAUCAGAGAGGGCUGAUUUCGGUCGCUAUGGACAACCACGAGGAAGCUGCAUUAAAUUUCGGGCGCUGUGUUGGUCUUGACUCGACCACUUCGGAAUAUUAUGUACAACUUUUGUCGAGUCUGACUGAGGUUUUACGAUCGGAAAGGUGUGUUCUUGGUAAAGAGGGAAUCGCGGAACACUAUGCGACUGAAUUGACAAGCGAACGUUCCAAGAACACGGAAAAUAAAGUAUGUAACGAAUCGGAAAGUGACAAUAUUGAAAAGAAUUCACGUGUUUUAAAAAGCACGAAAUCAAUCAUCAGCAGCAAUCCUUCUUCUGUUCGGUCUGAUUCUUACCAGGGAAAACUGACUGAUCUAAAACGUCCAUCAGAAAAAUGUACUCUAUCGUCCACACCAGAAAAUACCUUCCCAUCAAAACGCGUAAAACUUUCCAAUCUAAACGCGGGCGAAACAUUUAUUACGAGAAAGGAGGGAGACUUAAAGCAAGAAUCCAUUACGACAAAGUGUGAAGACUCGAUGCAAGAGUCCAUUAGGCGAGAAAAGGACGAUUUGACGUGCGAGAUAUGCUACAGUGUUCUCUUUCAACCAGUCACCACAACUUGUGGCCACACGUUUUGCCGAGAUUGCUUGCAAAGAAGCUUGGACUUCAAGCCUGACUGCCCUUAUUGCCGUCAGCCUCUCGACUGUGUAGUUGCCAGGAACUAUCAAGUUACCAACGUCAUAAAAGAGAUCACCGAGAAACUAUUCCCUGACGAAUACGCGGCGAGGGAAAGUUGGUUCGCCAAAGAGAAAGCGAGUUGGAAAGGGUAAGUUCCGAAAGUGAUUGCAUAAUAUUUGAGCGGGCUUUCCUUAAAAAAGUAGUUAAAGCAAAAAUAGAGUUUAAUGGACGAUGGCUUACUGUUUAUUAGUCUCUCAGGAAUCUUUUGGCAGGGUUUUCGAUAUAUUGCAACGAGUUUUCACAUCAUUACUGAAGCGAAAAACAACUUAAAAGCUAAUUCAUCAUUUAAAGUCGACGCCGAAGUCCGUCUUCUGUGCAAUGAUUAAGCGAAGAAAGACAAACUGAGCAGAUGGACUUGUUCUAUUGUAACUAAUGGAAAUAGCUAAUGAUUACUGGACAAUGUGGCCCAAAACAUUACCGAGCUAGCUCAAUUACCCGGUCGUAUCGAUUCAUUUCAUCAGUAUUAGAGCAAAGUGACAGACAAAAACAACUUCUAUAACCUCCGUUAAUUUAUCUCAAUACAUGAUUAUUGUCGCGAACAUUGCCGGUAAAAAAAUGAAACAGUCGUCUCGCAUAAGUUUCCGGCUCGCGAGAAAAACGUGCAGGUGACCGUAAAAACAUGUGUACAGGAACGUGACUAAGAAUAUGCUACGAUCCUUCAUUUGUAAGAAUAUAAUUCGACGAAAAAGCCACUCACGUUGACUGGCACACGUAAACAAACCUUUGCGGUUAACGCACUUCGAGGUUCGGCUCUGUGGUCAGCAAGUGUUUCUUAAUGUCCUUUGAAGUCCCAUACCUGUGGCGGUACUGCCAAAAAAACUAUAUGGGCAUUUUCUGUCUUUUGAGGACACGGGAUUACAUUAAGUGUUUAGUCUUGCAGGUUGUAGGUGCUUUGGAAAAACAAUCUAUUGAUCAAGGGUCUGUACUUAGCGUUAAGGUAGAUUGCCACCGUCGCGCAAUUUUUACGUGCGAACGCAUUUAAAGUUAACGCGCGUAAAUAAAUAGAGUAAUGUAUGGAAGGUAGCGUGUAAACGUAAUGGUUGAACCUCGCCCCUUUUACGUUUACGUGCGGCCUUUCAUACAUCGCCUCUUUUCUAACACGCAUAAAUAACGCGACAGUUGAAUUGAAACUUUACACCCUUUGAUUCCCCAAAGUAAAAAAAGAUGGUAAAAUCUGGAUAACAAACACUUCAAGGAAAACCGAUGACGCAGAUUCGUAUAAAAAGGCAGUUUUUCUUUCACUUCUGUAAAUGCAUAUUUUUCUAAUUCUUAAACGAUUGGCUCGGUUUUUACUUUACAUCGGUGAAUUUUAAAAUUACGAUUUGAUGCAUGACCUUAUCAAAAGGAUCACAAAGCCAAAGUAAUACUCUUGUUAAAGGCGGCAGUACGUCAAAACCAUAAUCUUUUCCCUGGUACAUGAAAGUACCCCGGGGGAUUUCACUGCGAAACUGCCCGGUGGUACGUGUAUAAACAUUUUAGUAAAGCGCCCUUUAAUACAGGAAUUGAAAAUCCUGUAUUGGGUAAGAUCGGUAAGGAUUAGUCGUGUAGCCUAGGGCAACAAGGCUGACAAAGAGUAGCUGCCGGUGACAAAAGUCCCGAGGAUACAGCACAAUAACUGUGGACAAAUUCUUAAAAGAGAAGUUUUGAGUCACAGUUUUGAAACGUAUAUACUUAUCUAGAAAUUUGUCGUGCGUAAUCCAUGUCGAAAAGUCUCCCUAGAGAUUAAUAUUCCUCGUUUGUUUGUUUGUAUUUUUUUAAAAGAAAUAUUUUAAGGAUUUCCAUCAAACUAGAAAAAUCGAUCUAACUUUCUCAAGAUGCAGAAACCGAGUCGUGCCCCUUGAAACUACCAUCUGUAAUGCAAAUUUAGACUCUUCAGCAUUGUAAUCAUUCCUGAUUGCUUUUAAUUUAAACGACGCCGGCUUUAAUUUUGAUUGCACGUGUUCCUCAAAAUAUCACUGAGCGAGACGAACGUAUCAAUACAACCCAUUAACCUGGUGGCCGAUGAUAUAGGAUCUUAAUGUUAGUAAACUCAAGGCAAAUUUUAUGCGCCUUUGACUUUCAUUUCGGCUGGCGUUUUUGUUACAUUUAGGCAUGAACUCAAAACUAAACUUCACAUAGCCUGACACGUAAAAAUAAUUCUAUUAUGCAACUUACUUUUUCGAAACACGUCAGCGUGAAAAACCCUCGAACAGAACGUUACGCGACUGUCGCACCAUUUUUUACAUGCAUUUUCUUAAAAUGUAAUCUGAAUUAGGAUGUAUUCCAUUUCGAGUUUCUAGUGUGUAGGAAAAUGAGGGGUGUUCACUAUCGUACCGUACUAAUAGUCCUUUCAACAAAAACAAUUUAAUAUAUCUCGAUAAUUUGUGGAAAAGUUUUGAGAGCGAUUUCGUCACAUGUCAAUGGAUGCUAAGCAACAGCGACCAUACGUCGUGUUUUCUAACAAAUAGCUACGUUGAAAAAUUACAUAACAAAAUGCUAUAAUCUUAAGCUUAUCGCUAAUGCAGUGUGUCAUUUCCAUGAUGGGCAGUUUGUGCGAAACCAGUAACUUACAAGUCCAUCGCUGGAGGGGAAUGAGUAUCAAUUAAAACGCAAUUAGAAAUUAGACACUAGAGAGGUGUCCACGAACACAAAUUACACCAGAAAUUCAGCUAAAACUCUUAAAAUUAGCGCAAUGAAGCCGUUGCAGGGGAAAGUCAGCGUGCCAACGAGCACGCCGCGGCCGGCUCUCGCUAACACAAUCUUAGAUGCCAUUUUGGCUCUUUUCAUGAUCCCAAAAGUUACACUGGCCAUCAAUCACAAUCGUUUACACAUUCUCUGUUCUUAAAUUAAAGUUUGAAGUUAGCCUACGUAGAAUGUUUCGAACUGUUUUGUGUUGUUUUGAAUGAUGCUGAUAAAACGUUAAAUCUUGUUUCAGGUGCGGGGUCGAUGAUAGCGUUGAUGUUCCCAUCUUUGUUUGCAUGCUGGCAUUCCCUUCUCUGAAGUACCCUCUACACAUUUACGAGCCUCGUUACCGCCUGAUGAUAAGACGAUGUGUUGAGCUAGGAUCCCGUAUGUUUGGCAUGUGCAUGAGCGACCCGGACUGUGGAUUCUCGGAAUAUGGUACCAUGCUUUACAUCGAGAACAUGGAGGCGCUUCCUGACGGACGCUGUAUAAUUCAGACUACGGCCAGGAGAAGAUUCCGCGUCAUUUCACGUGUUUAUAGAGACGGGUAUAACACUGCGAAGGUUGAAUGGCUCGACGAUGAAAUACCAACCUCAUGCGCUGAAGAAAGGGAACUCGAAGCACUAAACAACGAUUGCGGAAAAUUGCUGGAACUUUGGUUUAACAGUUUAACUCAAAUGCAGCAGAAUUGUAUAACAAAUGCAAUUGGACCUAUGCCUCGCAUUAACUCGGAGAGCCCAGUGUCUAGUUCUAAUGGUUCUUCUUGGGAAUGGUGGGCGUUAGCUGCUAUCCCUCUUCAGGAUAAAGCAAAGUUGAUCAUAUUAUCGAUGAAGUCAUUGGAAGAGCGGCUUCGAAGUAUUCGCCGCUUUUUAGAGCUUUUAAUAACUAUGAGUUCGGGAAAUGAUUUAGGAGAAAAGUAGCGUCGCUGUCGAGCUAGUCACCACACAAGUUGUGCACUUCGUCAUUACCACGAUUCUUGCUGGUAAACCAAACGAUCCAGAAAAUGCUUGCACACAAAUUUCGGCUUAGUCUUCUUGAUGCUACUGUAUUUUUUGAGUGAAAGAAUAAGCUUUUUUGUUACCAUUUCAGCGAGAUUUUUUUAAAAGUAACGCUUUAGACCGUGACUAGGAGAAUAAACUCAAAGUCGGCCUAUCACCUGUUUUUUGUCCUGUUUUUCCUUUAAGAUGAAGAAGACAUCGUAUAAUGAUACAAUAUAUGUCUCUGCAUCUUUUACGUACUGUUACCACUGUCACCUGUAGCCAGUUUCAUCACUGGUUUGUUUGGUUUUUUGCCAAAAAAAAAGUAAGAUCAGUAAGACAACGAUGGAAUUUCUGGCACUUACCUGGAGGAGGAGGCCACUUAAGGAAGUUUGCGUAGAAGUGUGUCGCCGAGGGCACAAAACCCCAACCCAGUUUAAGUCAAAAUUCGUUCAUUUCGUUACCCUAUUUAACACAAGAGACCUCUUUCGCGCAUUCCAUUUCGCGUGCGGAACUAAGUAUUUCUUUUAAUUCUGACAUCACAAAAUUGAAAGUUAGCACCACAAGCAUGCAGACCGCGCACCGCCAACCU